AUGACAGAACUUGGUAACCUUGAUCCAGACUCGUCGCGUCGCAUUUCCCGCUCAGGAGACCAUGGCCUUGGCAGUCAACAUCAAGAUGAAACGGCACCCACGCAAAACAUCAACGAGCCCGAAAUCGACUACCCAGAAGGACUCAAACUUUGGCUCAUCAUGCUCUCAGUAACCACUGUUCUCAUCUUAAGCAGUGUGGACAUGAACAUAGUAGCAACUGCAGUCCCGAGCAUAACAGAUCACUUCCACACUGUAGCCCACAUCGGCUGGUACUCAUCCGCCUUCAGACUUUGCGUCUGCGCAUUCCAAUUCAUCUUUGGGAAAGCAUACAAACUCUUCUCUGUCAAGCGGGUGUUCCUCCUCGCAAAUGCGAUAACUAUAGCAGGAUCGAUCCUGUCUGGUGCAGCUGCUAUGUCUACUAUGCUUGUGGCGGGUCGAGCUGUUUCUGGCCUCGGUGCUGCAGGUUUGUUCGCGGGUUGUUUUGUCAUCGUGGUGCAGUCAACGCCUUUACGUCAAAGACCUAUGUUUCUGGGUAUCAUGGGCGCGGCUGAAGGUCUUGCGACAAUUGCUGCGCCGCUCCUUGGGGGUGCUCUCCAGACAUUGAGUUGGCGAUGGUGCUUUUAUGCCAACGCACCAAUUGGAUUCAUCGCGUUCUUGGUCUCUACGCUCUGCUUGUCUGAUAUUCAGAAGCCUAUUGAGACAGCUCGGUUGACCACGAAAGAAAAGAUAGCCCAGCUUGACCUGAUUAGUAACGUGCUACUUCUGCCAGCGCUCACGAGCCUCUUCCUCGCCUUUUCUUGGGCUGGCACAAAGUAUUCGUGGAAAAGCGGCGAGGUUAUUGGACCCCUUGCUACGUUUGCUAUUCUCUCCAUCGCAUUCAUCCUCAAUCAGGCCCGUAAAGGCGAGACAGCGGCUCUCCCUCCUCGCUUGAUGAAGCAUCGCAGCGUGGUAGCUGGUUUCAUCUUCAUGUUCUGCAUCAACAGCACCGGUGUAGUGCUCGAGUACUAUCUACCUACCUACUAUCAGCUUGUGCGUGGAUACACACCUGUCAAGAGUGGCUACAUGAUACUUCCCAUCAUCAUCACGGCAACUAUAGGAUCUCUCAUUCACGGAGCUGGCACGAGCGUAUUUGGCUACUAUACUCCAUUCAUGAUAUUGGCUUCAGUAAUCAUGCCAAUAGCGAUUGGUCUCAUUACAACGUUCGAGAUCGACACGAGCAUGGACCGACUUAUUUCUUAUACAGCAUUGUCGGGGUUGGCAUAUGGGAUAGGUUUCAUUGGUCCUCAAACAGCUGUACAAACCAUUUUACCUGCUGAGGAUGUCCCCCUAGGGCUGUCAAUCAUGUUAUUCGCACAAUCCUUUGGUCCGGCCGUAACAGUUCCCAUGGCGCAAGUACUGUUUACAAACCAAUUGUCAACCAACCUGGAAGGGCUGGCACCAGGCUUGAGUCAUCGAAAUAUCAGCAACAGUGGACUUUCCGAAAUGGUAGCAAGCGUACCGGCUUCAGACACAACAACAGUACUUAUUGCGGUCAACAAGAGUCUCAACCAGACGUUCUACUUUAUCACCGGACUGGCCUCGGUAGCUAUAGUGGGAAGUUUGUCCACCAAAUGGCAAUCUGUUAAACGGUAG
Messenger RNA from Fusarium pseudograminearum CS3096, 1632 nucleotides. RefSeq lists its product as uncharacterized. Gene Ontology annotation, molecular function: transmembrane transporter activity. Bases 1 to 1632 code for a protein of 543 amino acids. NCBI's taxonomy places the organism in Eukaryota, Fungi, Ascomycota, Sordariomycetes, Hypocreales, Nectriaceae. Gene Ontology annotation, biological process: transmembrane transport. The record is from RefSeq and is a predicted model, not a curated record. The transcript has a single exon.